Messenger RNA from Equus quagga, 1043 nucleotides. It is a transcript of the gene ADRA2C, whose product is annotated as adrenoceptor alpha 2C. Gene Ontology annotation, biological process: regulation of vasoconstriction; adenylate cyclase-activating adrenergic receptor signaling pathway; regulation of smooth muscle contraction. Gene Ontology annotation, molecular function: alpha2-adrenergic receptor activity. Gene Ontology annotation, cellular component: membrane. The transcript has a single exon. NCBI's taxonomy places the organism in Eukaryota, Metazoa, Chordata, Mammalia, Perissodactyla, Equidae. The record is from RefSeq and is a predicted model, not a curated record. The annotation marks the transcript as partial.
UUACGCGCGCAGCAGCUGCGAGGAGCCCGGCAGCCACGCUCCCCGGUGCGCCGCUCGCCCGCCGAGCCACCACGGCCGAGGGCCGGCUGCGAGGCGCCGCAGUCCCUGGCGGGCGCGCCCAAGGAGCAGGCGGCGAUGCGGGCGCCGACCCGGGCUGGGGGGCGCCCGAGCUGCCGCGGCUGCGCCCGGGCUCCAGGCAGGACCGCGUAGCUCGCGGGAGGACCAUGGCGUCCCCGGCGCUGGCGGCGGCGCUGACGGCGGCGGCGGCGGCGGCGGGCCCCAACGCGAGCGGCGCCGGAGAGGCCAACGCCUCGGGGGCUGCCUGGGGGCCGCCCCCCGGCCAGUACUCGGCGGGUGCCGUGGCAGGGCUGGCGGCCGUGGUGGGCUUCCUCAUCGUCUUCACCGUGGUGGGCAACGUGCUAGUGGUGAUCGCCGUGCUGACCAGCCGGGCGCUGCGUGCGCCGCAGAACCUCUUCUUGGUGUCACUGGCCUCGGCCGACAUCCUGGUGGCCACGCUGGUUAUGCCCUUCUCGCUGGCCAACGAGCUCAUGGCCUACUGGUACUUUGGGCAGGUGUGGUGCGGCGUGUACCUGGCGCUAGACGUGCUCUUCUGCACCUCGUCCAUCGUGCACCUGUGCGCCAUCAGCCUGGACCGAUACUGGUCCGUGACGCAGGCCGUUGAGUACAACCUGAAGCGCACGCCGCGCCGCGUCAAGGCCACCAUCGUGGCCGUGUGGCUCAUCUCAGCCGUUAUCUCCUUCCCGCCGCUCGUCUCGCUCUACCGCCAGCCCGAUGGCGCCGCCUACCCGCAGUGCGGCCUCAACGACGAGACCUGGUACAUCCUGUCCUCCUGCAUGGUCUCCUUCUUCGCGCCGUGCCUCAUCAUGGGCCUGGUCUACGCGCGCAUCUACCGCGUGGCCAAGCUGCGCACGCGCACACUCAGCGAGAAGCGCACGCCUGCGGGCCCCGACGGCGCGUCCCCGACGACGGAGAACGGGCUGGGCGCGGCGGCGAGCGCGGGCGAGAACGGGCACUGCGCGCCC